Panicum hallii is the source of this 715-nucleotide messenger RNA. RefSeq lists its product as uncharacterized. The coding region runs from base 15 to 383 and encodes 122 amino acids. NCBI's taxonomy places the organism in Eukaryota, Viridiplantae, Streptophyta, Magnoliopsida, Poales, Poaceae. The record is from RefSeq and is a predicted model, not a curated record. The transcript has a single exon.
CGGUAACGUGCGCGAUGGCAGCCAGCUUGCCCCUCGCCGUCGUCCUCCUCCUCAUGCUCCUCGCCGCCUCCGCCGUCCCGGCCACCGCUGAGGGCAAGCACAGCGGCGGCGGCAGGAUGGUCAUCAUCCGCCGUGGCCCGAGGACAGCGGCCGGCCGCGCUCGUGCUAACGACAGGUGGCGCAACGGCGGCGGCCGGCUCCUGGAGGACGAGGUGGCGCCGGAGUUGUUCGGCGGCCCGGUGGGGGCGGGUGGCGGCGGCAACAUCGGCUACGGCGUCCUCAAGUCGGACACUACGGGGUGCCCGAGCGGCGGCCAGUGCGCCGCCAAGUCGGGUGGGUCCUACACCCGGGAGUGCACGUACAAGGAAAACUGCCGCCACUGACCGGCCGGCGCCGCCGCCGCCGGCCCGUCCGAGAGGCCAUGCCGGCCAGUGCGCGGUCGUUGCUGCUCGGAGCCGCACGAACAUAUACGAAAGUUCUUAUCUUAAUUCCAAGAGUGACAAAGUGUCCCAAAUAAAUGUUCUGAGUUAAGUAUGUUGGUUGUUGAUGUAAAAUCCACCUAGUGAUGAUGUGCACAAGUUUGCAAUGAUGCAGGAGAUAGAGGAGCAUGCUUUGUUUGGGCUUUAGCUUGGACUUUGCGUCAACAUUUUCCCGGUAGUGGGCUCCGGCCCAUAGCCUGCAGUCAAUAAGACUGGCCCAUAGCCAGCUUCAGAGA